AUGGGCGUCGCGGCCGGGGGUGGGGGGCGGGCCGGGCCCCGCGGCUCCUCCGACUGCCCCGCGCCCUGCACGGGGACGGGGAGCGAGCCCCAGCCCGCCCGCGCCCUCCCGCGCCCGCGCCCGUCCGCGCCCGCGCCCGCGCUCCGAGUCCGCGCCCGCGCGCCCGCUCACCUGGCCAGCCCGAGCUCCGCCGGUGCCCCGCAAGAGCCGCCGCCCUCCUGCUCCUGCUGCUCCCGGUGCUCCUGCCGGUGCUCCUCCCGGUGCUCCUCCCGGUGCUCCCGGGCCCCGCGCGGCAUGGCCCCCGCCCGCCUGGCGCUGCUGGCGCUGGCGCUGCUGGGCGCCCCGCGCUGGCCGCCCGCCGCCGCCUGCCCGGGCAAAUGUACCUGCUCCGCCGCCAGCGUCGACUGCCACGGGCUGGGCCUCCGGGCGGUGCCCCGGGCCAUCCCCCGCAACGCCGAGCGCCUAGACCUGGACAGAAAUAAUAUCACCAGGAUCACCAAGACAGACUUUGCUGGGCUCAAGAACCUCCGAGUUUUGCAUUUGGAAGAUAAUCAGGUCAGUGUGAUAGAGCGUGGAGCCUUUCAAGAUCUGAAGCAACUGGAGCGACUACGACUGAACAAGAAUAAACUCCAAGUUCUUCCAGAACUGCUUUUCCAGAACACCCUGAAGUUAACCAGAUUAGACCUGAGUGAAAACCUGAUUCAAGGAAUCCCCAGGAAGGCCUUCCGCGGCAUCACAGACGUGAAGAACCUGCAACUGGACAACAACCAGAUCAGCUGCAUUGAAGAUGGAGCCUUCAGAGCCCUGCGUGACUUGGAAAUUCUCACCCUCAACAACAACAACAUCAGCCGCAUUCCGCUCACCAGCUUCAACCACAUGCCGAAGAUCCGCACACUGCGACUCCAUUCCAACUACCUGUACUGUGACUGCAGUCUGGCCUGGCUCUCUGACUGGCUGCGGCAGAGAAAAACCAUUGGCCAGUUUACCUUCUGCAUGGCACCUGUUCACCUAAGGGGCUUCAAUGUGGCCGACGUCCAGAAGAAAGAGUAUGUUUGCAAUGGGCCCCACUCUGAGCCUCCAUCCUGCAGCGUCAAUUCGGUCUCCUGCCCCUCAGCCUGCACCUGCAGCAACAACAUAGUGGACUGUCGAGGGAAGGGCCUGACGGAAAUCCCCGCCAACCUGCCAGAGGGCAUUGUGGAAGUGCGCCUGGAGCAGAACUCCAUCAAGAUCAUUCCCCCAGGAGCCUUUUCCCAGUACAAGAAGCUGAAGAGGAUAGACAUAAGCAAGAAUCAGAUAUCGGAUAUCGCUUCAGAUGCAUUCCAGGGCCUGAAGUCUCUCACCUCACUAGUGCUGUAUGGGAACAAGAUCACAGAGAUUGCCAAGGGGCUGUUUGAUGGGCUGGUGUCUCUGCAGUUGCUGCUCCUCAAUGCCAACAAGAUCAAUUGCCUGAGGGUGAACACAUUUCAGGAUCUGCAUAAUCUCAACCUGCUAUCUUUGUAUGACAAUAAACUACAGACCAUCAGCAAGGGGUUGUUUGCACCUCUCCAGUCAAUCCAGACUCUACAUUUAGCCCAGAACCCAUUUGUGUGCGACUGCCAUUUGAAGUGGCUGGCUGAUUACCUGCAGGAUAAUCCGAUAGAGACCAGCGGGGCGCGCUGCAGCAGCCCGCGUCGGCUUGCCAACAAACGCAUCAGCCAGAUCAAGAGCAAGAAGUUCCGCUGCUCAGGGACAGAGGACUACCGGAGCAAGUUCAGUGGGGAGUGCUUCAUGGACCUGGUUUGCCCCGACAAGUGCCGCUGUGAGGGAACCAUCGUGGAUUGCUCCAACCAGAAGCUCGUGCGCAUCCCCAACCACCUCCCAGAAUAUGUGACGGACCUGCGCCUGAAUGACAAUGACAUCUCCGUUCUAGAGGCAACUGGUAUCUUCAAGAAGCUGCCAAAUCUUCGCAAAAUAAACCUGAGCAACAACAAGAUCAAGGAGAUUCGAGAAGGGGCCUUUGAUGGUGCAGCCGGUGUGCAGGAGCUGAUGCUGACGGGGAACCAGCUGGACUCAGUGCAGGGGCGGGUGUUCCGGGGGCUCAGCGGCCUCAAGACCAUGAUGCUGAGGAGUAACCUGAUCAGCUGUGUGAGCAAUGACACCUUCGCAGGGCUGAGUUCAGUGCGGCUGCUCUCCCUCUAUGACAACCGGAUCACCACCAUCACUCCUGGGGCCUUCACUACGCUGCUGUCCUUGUCCACCAUCAACCUACUCUCCAACCCCUUCAACUGCAACUGCCACCUGGCGUGGCUGGGGAAGUGGCUGCGGAAGAGGAGGAUUGUCAGUGGAAAUCCCCGCUGCCAGAAGCCUUUUUUCCUCAAGGAGAUCCCGAUACAGGAUGUGGCCAUCCAGGACUUCACUUGUGAUGGUAACGAUGAGAGCAGCUGCCAACUGGCCCCCCGCUGCCCUGACCAUUGCACCUGUGUGGAUUCCGUGGUGCGGUGCAGUAACAAAGGUCUUCGGGUUCUCCCUAAAGGCAUCCCCAAGGAUGUGACUGAGCUGUACCUGGAAGGAAACCAUUUAACAGCCGUACCCAGGGAACUGUCCUCCUUCAGACAUCUGACACUGAUCGAUCUGAGCAACAACAGCAUCAGCAUAUUGGCUAAUUAUACCUUUAGCAACAUGACUCAGCUCUCAACACUGAUCCUGAGUUACAAUCGUUUGCGCUGCAUUCCAGCUCAUGCCUUCAAUGGACUGCGGUCUCUCCGGGUGCUAACUCUUCAUGGAAAUGACAUUUCCAGUGUUCCUGAGGGCUCAUUUAAUGACCUGACAUCCCUUUCCCACCUGGCCCUGGGGACCAAUCCCUUGCACUGUGACUGCAGCCUGCGCUGGCUCUCGGAGUGGGUGAAGGCGGGCUACAAGGAGCCGGGCAUCGCCCGCUGCAGCGGGCCUGAAGAUAUGGCUGACAGACUGCUGCUGACCACCCCCACCCACCGCUUCCAGUGUAAAGGCCCAGUGGACAUCAGCAUUGCAGCCAAAUGUGACCCUUGCCUCUCUGGCCCAUGCAAGAAUAACGGCACCUGCAACAAGGACCCUGUGGAGCUGUACCGCUGCACCUGCCCCUAUGGCUUCAAGGGCCAAGACUGCAAUAUGCCCAUCAACACCUGCAUCCAGAAUCCAUGCCGGCACGGAGGAACCUGCCAUCUUAGUGAGACGAGUAAAGAUGGAUUCAGUUGUUCCUGUCCUCUGGGAUUUGAAGGAGAGCGAUGUGAGAUCAACCCGGACGACUGUGAAGACAAUGACUGUGAGAACAACUCAACCUGUGUUGAUGGGAUCAACAACUAUGUGUGUCUCUGUCCACCCAAUUAUACAGGUGAGCUGUGUGAUGAAGUGAUUAACCACUGUGUCCCUGAGAUCAACCCCUGCAAACACGAAUCCAAAUGUGUUUCCGUGGACAAAGGAUUCAGGUGUGAGUGCCUCCCUGGUUACAGUGGCAAGUUCUGUGAGACCGACAACGAUGAUUGCGCCAGCCACAAGUGCCGCCAUGGUGCCCAGUGUGUGGAUGUUGUCAACGGGUACACGUGUAUCUGCCCCCAAGGCUUCAGUGGGCUCUUCUGCGAGCACCCCCCACCCAUGGUCCUUCUCCAGACCAGCCCCUGUGACCACUACGAGUGCCAGAAUGGGGCCCAGUGCAUCGUGGUGCAGCAUGAGCCUGUUUGCCGCUGUCUGGCUGGUUUCGCUGGGCAGAAGUGUGAGAAGCUCAUCACCGUCAACUUUGUGGGAAAGGACUCCUACGUCGAGCUGUCUUCCACCAAGAUCCGACCCCAGGCCAACAUCUCCCUGCAGGUGGCUACGGACAAGGACAAUGGAAUCCUGCUGUAUAAAGGGGACAACGACCCUCUGGCUUUGGAGCUGUACCAGGGGCACGUGCGACUCGUCUACGAUACCCUCAGCUCCCCGCCUACCACAGUGUACAGUGUGGAGACAGUGAAUGACGGGCAGUUCCACAGCGUGGAGUUGGUGAUGCUGAACCAGACUCUGAAUCUGGUGGUGGAUAAAGGACCACCUAAGAGCCUUGGAAAACUGCAGAAGCAGCCCGCUGUGGGCACCAACAGCCCCCUCUACAUUGGAGGCAUGCCUCUGUCCACGGGGCUCUCGGCCCUUCGCCAGGGCACAGAGCGUACCCUGGGAGGCUUCCAUGGCUGCAUCCAUGACGUCCGCAUCAACAACGAGCUGCAGGACUUCAAGAGCCUCCCACAGCAGUCUCUGGGGGUUUUCCCAGGAUGCAAGUCCUGCAACAUCUGCAAACAUGGCAUCUGUCGUUCUGUGGAGAAAAGCAGUGUGGUCUGCGAGUGCCACCCAGGCUGGAUGGGGCCACUGUGCGACCAGGAGGCAAGGGAUCCCUGCCUCAGUCACAAGUGCAUCCAUGGAAAGUGUAUGGCAGCCAACUCUGCAUAUAUGUGCAAGUGCAUAGAGGGCUACACAGGCCCACACUGCGACCGGAGGAAUGAUUCCGCCAGCCUGUGCAGAGGCACCAAGUGCCACCACGGACAAUGCCACAUCUCCGAACGGGGGGAGCCCUACUGUGAGUGUGAGCCCAACUUCGGCGGGGAAUACUGCGACCAAGAGAGCCCAUGCCAGGGGGAGGUCGUCCGAGAAGUGGUCCGCCGUCAACAAGGCUCUAUAUCGUGUGCCACAACCAUCAAGGUGCCGCUCCGGAAGUGCCGCGGCGGGUGUGGUUCCCAGUGUUGCGUCCCUCUCCGCAGCAAGCGGCGGAAAUAUGUCUUCCAAUGCACAAAUGGCUCCUCCUUCCUGGAAGAGCUGGAGAGACACAUGGAGUGCGGAUGUCACAGAUGCUCCUAAUCCCGCCCCUCCCUCCCGCGCUGUCCCCUCCCUCCCUCUCUUCCGCCCCUUCCCCUCUCCCCCCCCACCCCACCGGGAAGCCACCACCAGACAGUGGGUGGGACAUCAAACACGGGACCUUAUUACUUUGAGUGAAGAAGAAGGAGAAGAAGAGGAAGAAGAGAAUAUUAAGUAUAUUGUAAAAUAAACAAAAAUAGAACUUA
Messenger RNA from Tachyglossus aculeatus (Australian echidna), 5042 nucleotides. It is a transcript of the gene SLIT3, whose product is annotated as slit guidance ligand 3. Lineage: Eukaryota; Metazoa; Chordata; Mammalia; Monotremata; Tachyglossidae. Gene Ontology annotation, molecular function: heparin binding; Roundabout binding; calcium ion binding. Gene Ontology annotation, biological process: axon guidance; negative chemotaxis. The coding region runs from base 1 to 4839 and encodes 1612 amino acids. The transcript has 37 exons. The record is from RefSeq and is a predicted model, not a curated record.